CUUGGAUCUUCAGCUAUAAAAAAAACUAGAAGAAAAUCAUAUUUUGCGUUUGCCUAUCAAAGCGUGUUGAACUGUGCAGAUCGGUCGUGAAUCUCAAGUAAAAAUGGACUUUUUGCCAGUACAAAACACAGGUGAGUACCGUUAAAAAAAUUAACUGCUUAGAUAUCGAGUUAUGUUCAACAUAUUUUAAGAAACUACUUAAACCAUUCUGGGAUUCGACGUUUUGUUAGGAACUCGAGUUUUUUCAUUCGACGUUUUAUCAGGAACACGAGUUUUUUUAUUCGACGUUUUGUUAGGAACACGAGUUUUUUCAUGGUCCCACGCUUACGCAACAAAACGAAAACCAUGUAGCUUAUUUCUUUCUUAAUCACUCAGUUAACUGUCAAAAUUCGUUUGACGAAGAUGAAUUAACAAAAUUAAAUUAAAAUUGCUUUUAGUAACAAUAGAAAAACUGAAUUUUUGGGCGGAGUAAACCGAGAAUAUAUAAUAACACUACGUAAAGUUUUCUAGACCUUUCUAGCGACACAAGAAAGACCGAACUACUAUUUUUGAAUACAACAAGGCUAUUGGCUGACUAAAAUAUAGUUUGACAUUCUAGUCUCCACGUUUAUGACAAUAGUAUGAGUCGUUUUUCUUUAAAGACAGAGACAGUAAAAAAAAAACUUAAAUUGCGAUGCCGAAUCUUACUUCGCAUUUUGAAGAAUGAUAUUGAUACAUUCCAUAAUUUUCCAAAAAGUACACUAUUAUAACUAAGAACACAAAAGGCAUGAAUUUUCAAACGUGGUAAAGAGCAAUUAAGAUGACUAAAAGCUUUAAAGCGCUCACACCUGUAUCUUGACAGAAAACGACGUGGACAAACUGAAGGCCGUCAUUUUCCUCCAGUCAGGUGAGCCAUCAUAAGCUGGUUACGUAGCAACCAAUUUUCCAUGAAAAUGGCAAGAAAUAUUUGACCGACAAACAUGUUUAGAAGAACGAAGAUGUAAAAUUUUCCCGUCGUAAACAGAAUAUCGUACCUGAAAUUAAUAAUUAACCACUUCAUUGUUUGUAAAUAGUUUACCGCGGGUACUUGGCCCGCAGGAGAGUUCAAGAGAUGAAAGAACGAUCCAGUGGACAAGAAACAGCAGUGAUUUUCUUUCUACAACAGGUCAGUAAAAAUUUUACCAUUUUUUUUGAGAAUGAAAAGAGUACAAUUUCAGGAGUUUCAAUAAAAGUCGGUAACCGGCAGUCUAUCGCCGCCUGAAAUACCCCUAACAGCAGGCUCCCGAGUUUGAUUUUCGCCUUGGGGCUCAGCCGCCAUCGGCAGCUGUAUUUCGAAAAAGUUAUUGAGCCCCAACGUAGUUUCUUUGGGCUUAGAAUUUUAACUUCUUGAUCAAGGGUUCGACGUUAAUUAGGUUUAAUUGAACUUCCAGAAGAAAUUUUAAAACAUACAAAUACCACUCACAGUUUUUAUUACGUUAUCCAGUGGGCAAAGAAACCGGAAUAGACAAACCUAUCAGCUGGAGAUUGUAAUCUUAAUUACUAGAAAAACAAUUUCUCGUUAAAAAUUUACAAGAAAGUUCUAGUAACCAGAAUAGAAUUGCUAAGUUAAAAAACAGUCGGUCGAGGAAGCUAAUAAAGAUUGAGUUAUUUCAAAAGAAGAUUGUGAUAACUCCCUGAAUAAUAACCAUUACAAUUUCCUCAAAUGUGAUUGGUGCAUUAGCUGCUUUAUAGUUCACUAAUCGUUCUGUACAGCUGUAAUCGAUCAGUGUAUUCGGACAGUUGGCUGUAAUUGGACACCUGUAAUCGGACAGUUGAAGCAGCCAAUCAUAUUAAGUCCACUCAGCAAAAUCCACCAAUCACAGAAUAGAUCACAAUAACCAUAGCAACAACUGCUUAUCCUGGAAAAAAAAUUGAGGAAUUUCAAAAUGGAGGAAUUUUUUAUUUUAGACAUUGUCUCUACUGGACAUGUGUGCCCCAAAUGUAUUUGUUGUUUUCAGAAAUUGGAACAGUUAUAAUUAAUUGGUAACAGGACUUUGUGUCGUCCUAUUCCUUCUGUAAUCAUACUCAUGACUGACAAAUCUUUUUUAUCAAAUCGAUUUGUUAAUCGCACGUACAAUUACAGGCCGAAUUUGACUCCACUUGGUCCUAUUAUCGUAAUUUGAUUAACUUUACUGGACCAAGAGUUGCUUUUCAUCAUCUGAAUCGUGCAGUAUCACAACUAUUACAUACGUUGCAAGAAGCAUAAUUCUUUCCGUAGAGAGAGAUUAUGGAUGUACGAGAUGUAUUUUUGAUAAAUCGGGAGCGAAGCAUUUUAUGAAGUUUCCUGCAUUUUCAUUUUAGGUGGAAAAUUCAUCUGAGCACAUCUACAACUGUCAAAAAACCACAAGGAAACUCCUUAGAGGUCUGUUUUCUUUUAGACUUUUCUAUAUUUUUUAAACACCGUUUUGGGUGGAUCCUUUUAAACAUUCUCAGUUGCUUGACAGUUGGCACUCAUUCAGUUGACCUGUUUGAAACUGGUUUUACUAUUCUUAAACCGGUCACACAGGUAAACUUCCAGACAAAUAACUACUCUUUCAGGAAGGGAUUUCUAAGCCGUUGGAUAACCAUCUUCAAAUUAACUUUGAGCAAUAAAUGCUUAGUUCUGAUGUAGACAGGUGGAAAUUUUCAUGUUAAAUACGCGCAUCUGUUCUAAUGAGUCUUCCUGUCAAAAAUAUUCCAAAAGGUUUUAGUGCUGAACGAACGCAGUCGCAUUUUGCAACGUAUGUUGCAAGGGAGGGUAAUGCAAGCGUAUAAAUUUUUUCCUUCCCGUGCGGUAGAUUCAGAUUUGAUUAUAACAUGCCUAGCAGUUUUUUUCUGCUUCCCCUUAAUUCCAGCAGGAGUAGUGUGAGCAACACAAGAGUCAUAUAAAGCAUUGUCGGCUCAAUGUUUUUUCCCCAAGUCUUUCGUCUCAUUCCUCAGGUUGACUCUUACUCAAGUUCUUCCUUCACUGCUUAAAGGAAACGAAAAAGGACUGCAACGUGGAAUAGUUUGGGAAAGACCUCUGCCGACAAUUUGAAGAGAUAAUUUGGUUUAAAUUUGAAACAUGGGGGCUUUUUGAUGACUUUGAGUUUAAGAUAGUUAAAACUUAGCCUGCGACUCUCCAGGCCCACAUCACAAGUUUUUUUUUGCUCGAGCGUCUCUUUUCCUGCUAGGAAUUAAGAGGCCUUGAGUGACGCCAGCCGGCAAGGGGUCUGUUUGGAGUUGUAAAGGGGUUUACACCUCAUUAUUAGCGCCAGACCCCGGCAUACCUCGCCCCGACUCGUCUCAAAUCUUUCCGCGGGCAGAGAAACGCCCGUCCUGCGGCGCUACUAAGAAGAGCCUGCUCACAGGUUCAAUGAAAGAGAAAAAGAAAAUUCCUGUUGAUUCUUUUUAGAGACGUUCAAAUCUCACAUAUUUUAAACUGACCGACGGACAAGUUUUUUUUUUACGUAUAAUUUUUUUAAAUUCAACAGCUUAGACACCCCAGUCAAGAACCUUGUGGAGCAAUAGCCUGGGAUUGCUGAAUUUCAAGUGUAAAUGCACUAUUAACGAUCAUGGUGAUAUUUUGUGGGGGAUGUUCAACUAACAUGCAUGAACUGUAAGAAAUUUGAAGUACAACACUGGGCGUUCCCCUCUCUAUUUGCUUGCAAAGUAUCUGUAAGAUAGAGGGAUGUAAAAUCCAGUAACGUUACUGAGACAUACCUAAGCCUAUCACUCUGCUUUUAAAUCUAGCAAUUUUUUGCGAUAUAAGGGGCCACUACUCUAUUCCAAUAGCCUACAUUUGGUGCAUUGAAAAAACUCUACCACUCAUGUAACAACUUUUUGACUUCCAGGGCAAAAUAAAGCUUAAAUUUCUCCAUGCAAAGUCGAUUACUUUGCAGAAUUGUGAAGCUGACAAGUGUUAGAAUUCUACACCCUUCUUGUGUCUUUGAGACAGAGCCUCCCAUAUCUACAGCCUUAAUUCCUAUCAGCCC
Messenger RNA from Pocillopora meandrina, 3971 nucleotides. Lineage: Eukaryota; Metazoa; Cnidaria; Anthozoa; Scleractinia; Pocilloporidae. The record is from the annotation of a GenBank genome assembly.